AGUUGGAGUUUUAUAAAGAGGACUGGUAAGUGAAAAGAGCUGUAGGCAAGAGCCCCUUGCCUAGCUGUGCUGUCUCAGGCUCCCAGAAAUCUGAGGUCAGAGAGCACAGACAGCCUCUGGAGCUCUUGUCUGCAGGGAUCAUGUGGUGGCAGCUGUGGCUGGGCUUCUUACUCCCCAUGACAGUCUCAGGCCGGGCCCUGGGACCUGCAGAGGAGUCAGCUGUGGAUUACCUGUUGCAGUAUGGGUACCUGCAGAAGCCUCUAGAAGGACGUGAUAACUUCAGGCCAGAAGAUGUCACAGAGGCUCUGAGAGCUUUUCAGGAAGCAUCUGAGCUGCCAGUCUCAGGUCAGCUGGAUGAUGCCACAAGGGCCCGCAUGCGGCUGCCUCGUUGUGGCCUGGAGGACCCCUUCAACCAGAAGACCCUCAAAUACCUAUUGCUGGGGCGAUGGAGAAAAAAGCACCUGACCUUCCGCAUCUUGAACCUGCCCUCCACCCUCCCACCCCACACAGCCCGGGUGGCCCUGCUUCGAGCCUUCAAGUAUUGGAGCAGUGUGACCCCCCUGACCUUUCGGGAGGUGCAAGCUGGCCGGGCUGACAUCCGCCUUUCCUUCCAUGGCCGCCAAAGCCCAUACUGUUCCAAUACUUUUGAUGGGCCAGGGAGGGUGCUGGCCCAUGCUGACAUCCCUGAGCUGGGCAGUGUACACUUCGAUGAAGAUGAACUCUGGACCGAGGGGACCUAUCGGGGGGUGAACCUGCGCAUCAUUGCUGCCCAUGAACUGGGCCAUGCCCUGGGACUUGGCCACUCCCGAUACACCCAGGCACUCAUGGCCCCUGUCUAUGCUGGAUACCGUCCCUACUUCGAGCUGCACUCAGAUGACGUGGCAGGGAUCCAAGCUCUCUACGGCAAGAAGAACCCAGAGACAAGGGAUGAGGAAGAAGAGAUGGAGGUGCCCACUGUACCCCCAGUGCCCAGAGAGCUCAGUCCCAUGCCAAGCCCCUGCAGUGGUGAACUGGAUGCCAUGAUGCUGGGGCCCCAUGGGAAGACCUAUGCUUUCAAGGGAGACUACGUGUGGACUGUGACAGAUUCAGGGCUGGGCCCCUUGUUCUUAGUGUCUGACCUUUGGAAUGGGCUUCCAGGAAAGCUGGAUGCUGCUGUCUACUCUCCUCGAACACAGUGGAUUCACUUCUUUAAGGGAGACAAGGUGUGGCGCUACAUUAAUUUCAAGAUGUCUCCUGGUUUCCCCACGAAACUGAAUAAGGUAGAACCCAACUUGGAUGCAGCUCUCUAUUGGCCUGUCAACCAAAAAGUGUUCCUCUUUAAGGGCUCUGGCUACUGGCAAUGGGACGAGCUGGCCCCAAAUGACUUCAGCCGCUACCCUAAACCAAUCAAGGAGUUGUUUACUGGAGUGCCAAACCAGCCCUCGGCUGCCAUGAGCUGGCGAGAUGGCCGAGUCUACUUCUUCAAGGGUGUAAAGUACUGGCGCCUCAACAGGCAGCUUCGAGUAGAGAAAGGCUAUCCAAGAAACACAGCCCACAACUGGAUGCACUGUCACCCUCACACCCCAGGCACUACCUCAUCAGCAGGGGACACCACUCCCUUGGCCAUGGAUACCAGCACCAAUGCUGACACAGUCUUGGAUGUCACUUCCUCAGCCACAGACUCCACCAUGCUUUCACUACUUGCUAAUGUCACCUUUCCGGAGGCCUAAGAUGGAAUCACAUGUCUGUUUCUUAGAGCUAUAGCAGGGUCAUAAACCAGAUUUCUGGCCUCUAAAAGUUUCAACUCCAGCCACUACUCUCCUGUGCUCUUUCUCUCCAGAGAGGUGCCUCCUUUAUCGUGAUUCAGCCCCUACUCCACCCAGUUUCUUCUCAUUUUAGAUAGUCUUAGAUAGCACUUCCAACUGUGUCAUCUCCUCUCUGGAAGACAGUGGUGGAGCGAUGUGUCAAUCAGGCCUUUAGCUGACAGGAUGCAGCAGCCAAGGAAGCUGGAUACCUGGGCCUUGUUUAUCCUAGAUAAAGUGCAAGAAAAUAUGAUGGCCAGUAAAAUGAGCAAGGCUCUGGAAUCCUCGAGAAUCACAUUUGCUUGCUUGUGACUUUGGACAUGUUAAUUAACCUCACUGACUCCUGGAUUCCCCAUUAGUAAAGUAAAUAUCAAUUCUGCAUGGUUGUUGCAUUUAUUGAAAUACCAUGUAUAUGUGAAGUGUCUGGCACAGAGUCUGGAUCGUUUGUGGUUAAUAAAGGCUAAUUCUGUGUUUCUAA
Heterocephalus glaber (naked mole-rat) is the source of this 2259-nucleotide messenger RNA. It is a transcript of the gene Mmp19, whose product is annotated as matrix metallopeptidase 19. Gene Ontology annotation, biological process: collagen catabolic process; proteolysis; extracellular matrix organization. Gene Ontology annotation, cellular component: extracellular matrix. The record is from RefSeq and is a predicted model, not a curated record. Lineage: Eukaryota; Metazoa; Chordata; Mammalia; Rodentia; Bathyergidae. Gene Ontology annotation, molecular function: metalloendopeptidase activity; zinc ion binding.